This is a messenger RNA of Gossypium raimondii (Peruvian cotton), 1941 nucleotides long. RefSeq names its product heat shock 70 kDa protein, mitochondrial-like. Lineage: Eukaryota; Viridiplantae; Streptophyta; Magnoliopsida; Malvales; Malvaceae. The record is from RefSeq and is a predicted model, not a curated record. Gene Ontology annotation, molecular function: heat shock protein binding; ATP hydrolysis activity; ATP binding. Gene Ontology annotation, biological process: cellular response to unfolded protein; protein refolding. Gene Ontology annotation, cellular component: cytoplasm; mitochondrion.
AUGGAGGGAAAGAAUCCCAAAGUUAUUGAAAACUCUGAAGGUGCACGAACGACACCUUCUGUUGUUGCUUUCAACCAAAAGGGAGAGUUACUUGUGGGCACCCCCGCAAAACGUCAGGCUGUGACCAAUCCAACCAACACAGUUUUUGGAACCAAGCGUCUAAUCGGUAGAAGAUAUGAAGAUCCUCAGACGAAAAAGGAAAUGGGAAUGGUUCCUUUCAAGAUUGUCAAGGCUCCCAAUGGAGAUGCGUGGGUUGAAGCAAAUGGGCAGCAAUAUUCUCCUAGUCAAAUUGGGGCAUUUAUUUUGACCAAAAUGAAAGAAACUGCUGAGGCUUAUCUUGGAAAGGGUGUUUCUAAAGCAGUUAUCACUGUUCCAGCUUAUUUCAAUGAUGCCCAGAGGCAAGCAACUAAGGAUGCUGGUAGAAUUGCAGGCCUUGAUGUUGAGAGAAUAAUCAAUGAGCCUACUGCUGCUGCCCUUUCAUAUGGAAUGAACAACAAGGAGGGUCUCAUUGCAGUCUUUGAUCUUGGUGGCGGUACAUUUGAUAUCUCAAUUUUGGAGAUUUCAAAUGGUGUCUUUGAGGUCAAAGCAACAAAUGGUGAUACUUUCUUGGGAGGAGAGGAUUUUGACAAUGCAUUGCUGGAUUUCUUGGCUCGCACUUCAGAGGCUUCGGAAGCUGCUGAGAAAGCUAAAAUUGAACUCUCAUCAACAUCGCAGACUGAAAUUAAUCUUCCAUUUAUAACAGCUGAUGCUUCUGGGGCAAAACACUUGAAUAUCACAUUGACCAGAUCAAAGUUUGAAUCUUUAGUAAAUCACUUGAUUGAGAGGACCAAAGCUCCCUGUAAGAAUUGCUUGAAAGAUGCUGGCAUUUCCACAAAUGAUGUUGAUGAGGUUCUUCUUGUUGGAGGGAUGACACGUGUACCUAAAGUGCAAGAAGUAGUUUCAGGGAUCUUUGGGAAGAGUCCAAGCAAAGGAGUCAAUCCUGACGAGGCUGUUGCUAUGGGGGCAGCAAUUCAGGGUGGUAUACUUCGUGGGGAUGUUAAAGAGUUGCUUCUGCUUGAUGUAACUCCUUUGUCACUUGGUAUUGAGACACUAGGUGGAAUAUUCACUAGGCUAAUCAACCGGAACACAACCAUUCCAACAAAGAAAAGUCAGGUGUUCUCUACUGCAGCUGAUAACCAGACUCAAGUAGGUAUCAAGGUGCUUCAAGGUGAGCGUGAAAUGGCUGCUGACAACAAGCUUUUGGGUGAGUUCGACUUGGUAGGCAUUCCCCCUGCUCCUAGAGGUAUGCCUCAGAUUGAGGUUACAUUUGACAUUGAUGCAAAUGAUGGUCAAAGAAGCUGAGUUGCAUGCUCAGAAGACCAACAAAGGAAAAGUCUGAUUGAUGUAAAAAACAAUGCAGACACCACUAUUUAUAGUGUAGAGAAGAGCUUGAAUGAGUACAGGGACAAGAUUCCUAGCGAAAUUGCAAAAGAAAUCGAGGGUGCUGUUGCAGAUUUGAGGAAGGCAACGGAAGGAGAGGAUGUUGACGAGAUCAAGGCGAAGAUAGAUGCCGCGAAUAAAGGCGUCUCAAAGAUUGGGGAGCACAUGUCUGGUGGUUCUGGUGGUGCCCAAGGAGGUUCUUCUGGAGGUGCUCAAGGUGGUGACCAGGCCCAAGAAGCCGAAUACGAGGAGGUGAAGAAGUGAUUGAUUAGGCACUGAUUUUGUUCAGUUUGUAUCUUCUAUUUUCUGAUGACCAAUUUAUGAGUGCAAUGCAUGUUUAGAAAUUUCGAUUUUUUGUGAUGUAGACGUCUUUGUUAUACAUAGCGCCAAAAUUAUGCAUGUUAAAUGUCAAAGGCACAAAACUUGAGAGAGUUGUUGAUUUCUUGCAUUAUAGGCAAAUGGUAGCGGGGCAGUAGAACCUGCUUCUUUGAAAGAAAUAGAAGAAACACAAUGUUCGGCAUA